AUGCCGCCGAAGAAGAAGGGAGGUGACAAGGGCGGCGCGGCGCCGAAAGUCAAGGUCGACAAGACUUUUGGCAUGAAAAAUAAAAAAGGUUCGAAAGCACAGCAGCAAGUCAAAAUCAUCCAGCAGCAGCAGCAGCAGGCAGGCAAAACGCGUGAAGAACUCGCGCGCGAGAAACGCCGUGAGGACGAGAAGCGCCUAAAGGCAGAGGCCGCCAAGAUUCUGAAGGACGAGGGCCCUGUGAUUGUGCAGCCGAAUGUUCCAUUUGGUGUGGAUCCCAAAAGUCUGACGUGCAACUUUUGGAAAGCGGGCCGCUGUGACAAAGGCUCCAAGUGCAAGUUUGCACACUCGCACGACGCACAACGGAAGCAGCAAAAGAAGGACCUUUAUACAGAUAUGCGUGUCCAGAAGGAUGAGGACGAGAAGGAGGAUACGAUGGACAAGUGGGAUCAGGAACGCCUGAACAAGGUCAUUGAUAUGAAACACGGCAACCCACGCACCACUACGGACAAAGUAUGCAAGUACUUUUUGCAGGCGGUGGAAGAUAGGAAAUACGGCUGGUUUUGGGAGUGCCCCAAUGGCGGCGAAAAAUGCAUGUACCGCCAUGCACUCCCGCCUGGUUUUGUGCUCAAGUCCGAGCGCAAAGAGAUGGAAGCGCUGGAAAAGGCAAACGAGAUCUCCUUGGAAGAGUUCCUCGAGUCUGCACGACACAAGCUUGGCAAGAACCUCACACCCGUAACAAAAGAGACGUUUUCUAAAUGGAAGCAGGAACGCCAGGAUAAGAAGCAUGCAGAAGAGGAUGCACAGCGCCAGAAGAAGGCCGCACAGGCGCACGCAAACAAGCUUAAUGGCUUGAGCGGUCGCGAAAUGUUUGUCUUGAACCCUGACAUGUUUGGUGAUCAGGACGAAGACGAAGACGACGAUGGCGCCUUGGAUAUGGCUUCAUACAUGCCAAGUGGAUGGGAGCAAGGCCGCGAUGAGAAUUUGCCUAGUCGGGGCAUAGCGGAAAUGCAUAUCUAA
Messenger RNA from Malassezia vespertilionis, 1017 nucleotides. It is a transcript of the gene TMA46, whose product is annotated as Translation machinery-associated protein 46. The record is from RefSeq and is a predicted model, not a curated record. Lineage: Eukaryota; Fungi; Basidiomycota; Malasseziomycetes; Malasseziales; Malasseziaceae. Gene Ontology annotation, biological process: cytoplasmic translation. The coding region runs from base 1 to 1017 and encodes 338 amino acids. The transcript has a single exon. Gene Ontology annotation, molecular function: metal ion binding; mRNA binding. Gene Ontology annotation, cellular component: cytosol.